This is a messenger RNA of Solea solea (common sole), 2061 nucleotides long. It is a transcript of the gene ccdc172, whose product is annotated as coiled-coil domain containing 172. The record is from RefSeq and is a predicted model, not a curated record. Lineage: Eukaryota; Metazoa; Chordata; Actinopteri; Pleuronectiformes; Soleidae. The coding region runs from base 248 to 1102 and encodes 284 amino acids. Gene Ontology annotation, cellular component: cytoplasm. The transcript has 7 exons.
UAACUAAUUAGAGCUUGCUAACUAAAUCUGGGUAUCACUAGUGAACCUCAACAAUACAAUAGGAGUCUUAUUUGGGGCAUACAUAAGCAAAAACUAGCUGGUGUUAGCUCCUUGAUAAGCUUCUGCAUGGCUAGUUAGCCAGCUAACAGUUGUUAGCACAGUGAGCCGUGAAGCUAAUGCUACUGUACUCUACUUCCUUCCUUCCUUACUUACUUAACUUAGGCUUUAAAACAGCUAUCCUGUCAAGAUGAGUCUUGACACACUCUACCACCAAAUCCUCCUGAGUGAACAACAACUGACUGAACGGACACAAAAAGUAAAAGAAGUCAAUGUGGCCAUCAUCAGGUGCAAUGACAAAAUCAAAAGCACCACUGAAAGGUAUGAAAAGACAAAGGGGGAACUUGAAGAAAAGGCUCAACAGUUGUCUGUGAUGAGGCUGCAGCAUGACCUGCUCAAGAAACAUGAAGACCAGGUGUUGAAGCAAAUCCAGGAGCUGCUCUGCCAGAAGAGCCACCUCCGAGAAAAACUGGCCGAAUUAAGAAAGGAGUGGAAAGAAGAAGAGCAACGCUUCCUUCAUGAGAUCUCAAGGUUCAACAGUGACUUCAGCCUUCGAAGAAACAGAGAAACCGUGUUCGAGAGCCAGAGACACUCAGAGAUCCUGGACCUGGAAAGGGAGGUGGAAUCAUUAUACAAAGAGAUGGAGCAGAUGAGACGUGGGAAUAGUCACAUGAGCUCUCUGUUGGAGGAGAAGAGAGAGCUCGAGGUGGAACUACAGGACCUGGAUAACAGCCGGAAAGACCUGGAUCGGCAGCUGACUGCGGCUGAAGAGACGACAGAGUCUCUGAGAGCAGAGAGCCUGUUUGUCAGCAAGAAGCCUCUCACUGACAGCACCUGUCUCAGAUUGAGGCAGGAGCUGGAGAAACAUAAAAAUGGAGAACUUGAACUGCUGCAAGAGGCACUGAGCUCAGAAAUACAGCUCCUGCAGGCGGUGAGUGGCUUUUGUUCAGGUGAACAAAAACAAAACAAAAGAUUAUUUCAUUCGCAUCCUUCCAGGAUCUCACAAGUUUUAAAACAGUUCUCAUUCUUUAGUGGUUCUUUAUGAGCUUUCGUUCACGUUGUCUUUUUAUAUUAUUUAUUACAGAAGUUGGACAGCAGCCACGGAAGUAAGCAGGGUUAGGUUUGAUGACACAGGAAGUUUAUUAUAAAUUCAUUCUCUCAGUCUAGUAAGUGAAGGUAUAGUCAUGUGUUUCUCUGUGUUUACUCUUCAUAUUUAGCUCACACAGUGUAUCGACUGACAUGUUGAUGUAGCUCGUUCAUAGAAAAGCUAAAACAAACAACUACGUUAAUUCAUUCAAAAAUGAAAUGUUUUUGAUUUUCUUCUACCUGUAUAUUACCUUGUCUUUAAGUCCUUGUUCUAAGGUGAAAUGCUGAAAAAAAUGAGUCUAUACUGCCCCUUUGUGUACAAAAAGUAACAUUGCAAAAAUCAGUCUUUCACACUGAACAACAUGUCAGCAUAUAUGAGUUAUAUUAUAAUUCAAUCUUACUAGAAAAAGUGUUAGUUUAAUUAAAACAUUGACAUGUUGUGCUUUUGUAAUAAAAUAAAAAGACUAAGUCGCAUUAAAAGGCCAAAUUAGCACUUGAGAACCCUUAAGAUGAUGUGGCAAUUCCAUUGUCCAUGUGCUUAUUAUUUCAAAAUAAAACAUGUAAUAUUUGAUGCUUUUGUACUUGGAAUCCAUCUACAGGAAUCACACUAUAAUGUUGUGGCUUAUCUUUGAAUAGCGUGUGUUUUCAUUUCACUCUGAACCAGCAAUAAGAGGAUGCCACUAUGACUUGUUUUUGAAGGUACAUUAUUAUAACAUCUGCUGCCACCCAGUGACAGACAUGUGAUAUUACAGUUCCUCACCAUUAAUCCCUCAGUCCACAGAGAGUUAUUUGUGUAAUGGCUGAUUAGUCACUGUGAGGGUCAUCCUCUCUCUGAUUAGACUGAUUCUUAAUGCAAUGAGUGGAAUGUCAAUGACUUCCUAACGAGAACCUGCAUUGUCAUUUGGACGUCUUAACCUU